Molecule: messenger RNA, 5133 nt
Organism: Rhinolophus ferrumequinum (greater horseshoe bat)
Lineage: Eukaryota; Metazoa; Chordata; Mammalia; Chiroptera; Rhinolophidae
Gene: TMEM44
Product: transmembrane protein 44
Exons: 11
Coding region: 344-1675 (443 amino acids)
Source: RefSeq, a predicted model, not a curated record
GGCUGCAGCCUUUGUGCCCAGGCAGCUCGCGGCUCCCGCCGCUGGGGGGCGGCCUCUCGUCCGCCGACCCCCGACAAUAGCGCGAGGGGAGGGCAGCUGCGCGGUCCCGGAAACUUUAACCUCGAGUCUUGGCCGCAGCUGCCAGCGCCCAGGACCGCAGAGCUGGGCGCACCCAUUUCCCGCCCGCGGUCUGGACGCUCCGCUGGGCCGCCGCGACAGAGCCGAACCCAGAGAAGGGGGCGCGGGGCGGUAGCGCCCACAGCUUCUGCGGCCGGGGGAAGCUGCGCGCGGGUCCCUGGCCACGCGGGUGGCUCCAACACUGGUCGGUGGAGGCGAGCCUGCCAUGGGGGAGGCGCCCACCCCCGAUCCAUCGCCCGCGCUUUGGGACUGGGGCUACCUGGACCGCUGCUUCGCCCGCCACCGCGUCUGCAUCUCCUUCGGCCUGUGGAUCUGCGCCUUCUCCUGCUGGAUCGCCGCCCACGCGCUACUUCUCUAUCUGAGAUGUGCAAAGAAAUCUGGACAGGACCAUUCGGCGCUGUGUGCUGCGUGCUGCCUCCUGACCAGCCUGUGUGACACAGUCGGGGCGGUACUGGCCAGACAGCUCACCAUCCAGGUUUUCACUGGUGCCUACCUAGCAGCUGUUGACUUGGUGAACUUUGUGUUCAUUCUCUUCCCAGUCUGUGGCUCCAAAGGGUCUAAUUCGGGUCAGCGCUCUCAGGACAGGAAGAGGAGGCGGCGGCUCAGGGCCAGCAUAUUUGCGCUGGCCCUGCCCCUGAGCCUGGGCCCUGGCUGGGCUCUCUGGGCUGCUGUCCUGAAGGCUUCAGGCCCCAUCCAAGGGCCACAGCGGAGGCUGCUGGGAAGUGUGCUGCAGGACAAUACUGAAAUCCUCGGCUACCUGCUGGGUGGCAUCGCGGCCUUUGGCUCCUGGGCUUCCCGGAUCCCCCCACUCUCCAGAAUCUGCCGUGGUAAGCCGUUUCCCUUCAUCCACCUGUGGACCCGGCUCCUGUUCGCCCUGGCUGGCCUCCUGUACGCCUCAGCCAUCGUGGCCCAUGACCGGCGGCCUGACUACCUGCUGCGGGCCACUCCCUGGUUCCUGAUCUCCCUCGGCCGUGCUGCGCUGGACCUCGCUAUCAUCUUCCUUUCCUGGGUGAUGAAAAGCAAGAUGAGGCGGGCCUUGGGAUUUCCUUCGGAAGCCAGAGAGAGCACCGACACCCAAGCCCUUCUGACCUGCGCAGAGAAAGAAGACACCCGGGAGGCGAGGAAUGAGAAUUUGGAUUGGGUGCCUCUCACCACACUACCACACUGCAAGUCACCAAGGACAAUGGCAGCCAUCAGUCGCUACAUGGAGCUGACCAUUGAGCCAGUGCAGCAGGCAGGCUGCAGCGCCACCAGGCUGCCUGGCGACGGACAAACAAACACGGGAGCUGCAUCCCUGCAGGAGCCCCCCUCCUACCCUCCCGUUCAGGUCAUCCGGGCCCGCGUGUCUUCCAGCAGCUCCUCCGAGGUCCCCUCCAUCAACUCCGACCUUGAGCACAAGUAUUGGGAAGCCCUAAACUCGGAGCAGUGGGACCCUGAAGAUGUAAACUUUGAAGGGAACAAAGACAACAUGGAGAUGCUUAGAUACCAGAUGCACAGGUGCUUUGUGAGUCCAGUGGACUUGACCUCUGAUGAGUGACUUUCUGGAGCCAGCUCAACAGCGCAGAGCCCCAAGUCAAGUGUUUGUCAGGAACUGAGGAAGGAUCAACCGGCAGUGACACCCAGGGUAGGAAUUUAAGCUUCUGCCGAGGCUGCCCAAGAAAGUGAGGAACCAGGAGCUGUCACAGCUUGGCUGGCCUGUGCCAUGGCUCAGAAUGGAGCUAAGACUUUGAGUCCUGUGGACAGACCUGACAUGCCCAGAGUUUGUUCUGAAAAUUACAAGUUUAUAGAGCACCCUUGCUUUGAAAUAUAAAACUUCAUCUAAAGGACAUUGGACCCUCUUUUCCCUUUCCCUUUCGAUUCAGCCAUACUCUGAAUAUCUGCCAAGUGCCAGGAAUGAGUUCAUCUAACAAAUAGUUAAUGUGUUUGGUUGGAUCUCAGUAGAGCCCCAUUCUGUAAGACCUGGCUAAGCCUAGGAGAUGGGAGGGGUCAGCCCACAUGCUGCGGAGUUGGGGGGACACAAUCACAGGUACUGAUGGGACCUGGCUCUGGCCCUCUGGUCACCCACUUGAGUUUUCUGCUGGAAGUUAGAGAUAGAACUGCUUGGUCAACCAAGUGUUUGUGAGGGUAAGCGAAGUAAAUUUCUCUAGGUACCAGGACUUGUUCCAGCUUGGCAAGGUGUAUGCUGGGACACAGCGUGCAGGUGAGGGGGACGGUCUGCGUCAGGAGGUAACUGAAAGCAUGCAGAGGGUAAGAGGCAUGGCAGGAGGUGUUAAAUUCAAGCACAGCCAUCCCAUUUUAGGAUUGUUUUGAUACUGUGAUCACAGAUGAGGGGGACGGUAGAGGGACUGAAGUGAAUAAACCCUGACUGAGUGUGGAGCAGAGAUAGGUCUGAAUCCCAGCACAGCCACAGAAGUCUGCCACAAGAGGAAGUGGGAGAAAUGCCAAGAAACAGCUCUGCUCCUGGCUGGCCCCUGGCAGCCUGUGUGACUCAGCUGCUGCUGCCUGCUUUCUCCUAAGGGGUAGUGCAAGUCCUGGCAGCAUGAAGAAGGGGGUGCCUUAGGGAAACAGGUUGGCUCCACAUAUCUCUGCCGAGAUCCUAAUCUCCUGGGUGAUCUCUGAGCUAGAAGUAAACUUCAAGCAACCCUACGUAUCCCCUUUAUCCAACUGCUUUGGUCCCUGAUUGUCUUGUAAUGGAGUUUGCUAGUCAGUUUUGCGUUGUGAUCUUAACCACCGAAGCUGUACUUUGAGGGAAGAGGAAAAUAUGAAUUGGCAGGGUGGGUGCAGUGUGUAUGUGUGGAGAAUUCCAGAAGAUGAAACUGUACAGAGGAUUGAAAGCAGGGAAGGGUGGAAUCCAGUCAAGGCAGGAGGCAUCCGAUGUGGCCAGGAUAGGUUAUGUGCUGUAAGGAGUGGAUAAAGAGGCCAGAAAGCAAGCCGACUGUGAAGGCUGGGAAGUUGGUACUUAAUUCUGUGGCCAAUGUAGCCAUAGAAGAUACCAGAGUAGGAAGGUGGCUGACGUGCCUCACGUAGGCCACAGCUAAUUGGUGAGUUUUUAUCCCUGUGGCCCCAAAUUUUCAGGAAGCAGAAAUGUACAGUCAUGAGAUACAGUACGAAUAUGGGGAACGUGUUUAAUCUGAGUGGUAACAGCAGGGCAGGAGGACAGCUCAUCUUUAGAAAGGCAGAGGCACGGGAAUAGGAUGACAUCUCUGUAGUUUCCUUUAGCGCAUCCCCCUCUUUCAGGGGGAGGCUGGCGCAUGCUCCCCGAGGCACCAGAAAUUGGCUGGCUCCUGAUGGAAAUGGCCAUUCAUCCAAGAACAUGAAACGAUUUUCUUGUGUGUGUGGGGGCAGUGGGUAUAUGAGACAUCGCUAUACCUUCCUCUCAAUUUUGCUGUGAAUUCAAAACCGCUUUUAAAAAAUAAAGUCUUAACAAAAUAAUCUUGCUUUCAGCAGCACAAACUAUUAAUAUUUGAGCUCCAGAUGUUGUCUGUGUCCUUACAUCCCAUCGUCCCCGCCUCUUCCUUCACAAACCAGUUCCUAGCGUCGCGGUCCAAGCUUGUCUCAAAGCUGAACCCCAAGUCUCUUCAUCCAGGGUGAAAACUAUUAAACUGGGAAUUUUGGAAGCAGAGUUUGGCCUCGUUGUUCAAUGAGAAUCUGCCUGUGAUGCAAAGCUCUGGAACUCUGGAGCCUUUGUGAAGAGGUAGCAACCAAAUGCCUUUCUCCUGGUAGGAGUGUCCUUGCUUCUGCUGCAGACUCAUCCCUAGCUGUUAGUCAGGCCAGGAGGAUCAUGGGAGUUAUAUGCCCUGAAGACUAACUGAGCAGUGCGAGGCGUUACCUACGCUGGCGAGAGGCUGGGGAACAGAUGUGUAAUCCUCCUCUGCCCACUCAUCUGGAGAUAAGAGAUGACAGUCUUAGUUGCGCUGCCUACUAUCUGCAUGGCUUGGAGCACGCAUGUUACCUCACCUUCGUGAACUCUUGAGGUAGACUGAGAAGAAUAACUAGAAAGCUUGUAGUGAAGACUGAGUGAAUUAACAUCUAUGAAAUGCGUAACACAAUACCUGACUCAAAGGAGACAGAAGCAGGAUUAGUUGCCUUCCGCCCUCUACUUCCUGGCCACAAAUGCAUGAAAGGCAGUAACCAAUGAGGCCCACAGUUGGAAAGGACUUCAGUGAUUUGAAUUCCCUUGACAACGACCCCAACAAAUGAUUAUCCAGGCCCUCUUUAAACUUUUCCAAUAAAAAAAGAUUGCACCCAUUUUAGCUCCCAAAGAAAUGUGUGUCAUUUAGGGAGAGCUCUCAUCACUAAGACUUUCUCAAAAUCCUGUCUAGAUGCUAAAGAACUAGUCCUCUUAUUUCCUGCCAGUACUUUAUUAUGAUGAAUUUUUAAAUUUUAUUAACUUUAUGGGGGUGACGUUGCUUAAUACAACUAUAUAGGUUAGAUUUGUGAGUAUCAUCUGUGCCCCACACACAUCAUGUUUGUUACAAUGGGGUGAGUUCCUAUCGGGUAAGGAGGGGCACUGGGCACGAGGCAUGGCCAGGCACCAGCUCCAGGUCUGAUUCUGUACGAUCCUUGUCAAGGCAUUUCCCUUUCUGGGUCAGUUUCCUCAUCUGUAAAAUGAAAGUUAGGCCCGAUUUCUUUCCUUUUCUCCCUCUUAUGAAUAUGCGAGUGAAUUUUUGUUUCCCACAGAGUUUUAUAAACCCUCAAGAAAAACAUACUAUUAAGCCAAAUUUCAGAUAUACUUUGAAAAUAGGUUCCGUUAUAUUUCUUUGUUUGGUUUGACUAUCUGUUUAAGAUGAAAUUUGCCUUUAUACGAAGCACACAGUGCUUGCUAUCACCUGAAGAGGUCACAGCAUUUGACAUUUACAAAUUUUGCCGUUCCUUCGAGUACUGAAAACCAAAAACUGUAACUCCUGGUUUCCAAACUUGGGGAUUCUGGUCACUUCAUGCACUUUCUUCAUUGAGAGUCUCUAUUAUUGGCAGUUUAUUUUGGUGAAGCCUCAU